GGAGGGAAGGCCCAAGUUUGGGCCAGGCCUUGUCUGCUGCAAGGAAACCCCGGCCUCGCGCCGCUUUCCGCAUCCACUCACAUCGGCCUGCCUUCUCCUCCUGCUCGGCCCUUCCGGCCUGCCUUCCCCGCCCAGAGACGCCGCCUCGGCUGCCACGCGACGGGGAAGCGGUUCCGGCGCAAAGGGAUUCCCCUUCGCCGCUACCGCCAAAGCCGACUAGGUCCGACUAGGCCGCGUUGCCUAGCAACCGACGACAUCCACCCACCCACAGCCAGGCUUCGUUUGGGCAAAAGUAGGAGUAGGCCCCGACUAGGCCGCGUUGCCUAGCAACCGACAGCACCUACCCACCGCCAGGCUUCGUUUGGGCAAAAGUUAAGAGUAGGCCCCGACUAGGCCGCAGCCUCCCCAUUGGUCGAUGCUUCCCGGGCAGGAUCCCCUUGGGCGCCAAACCUCAUGUGCAGACAGAUUCCUGCAAAGGGGCUCCUGAAAGGAUGAUGACCGCUUUGGCCGUCCCUCGGCGCAUGCUGCAGCUGACCCUUGCUGUGGUCAAGCCUGAUGCUGUGGCUCACCCACUCAUCCUCCAGGCGGUGCAUCAAAUUAUCAUGGAGAACAGAUUCUUGAUUGUCAGGAGCAAGGACCUGCGGUGGAGCCGGCAGGAGAGCCAGCGCUUCUACAAGGAGCAUUCAGGUCGGUUUUUCUAUCAGAGGCUGGUGGAGUUCAUGGCCAGCGGCCCAAUGCGGGCCUACAUCCUGGCCCACCAGGAAGCCAUUUCCCUCUGGAGGUCCCUGAUGGGCCCCACCAAGGUGUUCCGCGCCCAACACACCCACCCAGAGUCCAUCCGCGGAGCCUUUGGCCUCACCGACACCAGGAACACGGUGCACGGCUCAGAUUCAGCCCUGUCGGCCAGCAGGGAAAUCGCCUUCUUCUUCCCAGAGUUCAGUGAAGAGGACUGGUUCCGGGAUGAGGAGCCCCACCUGCGCAGGGAGCCGGACCCCAAUGAACCCAAGGAAGCCAUCCACUCCCGACCAGAAUACAGCUGGACAGAGGCAGGUGGAUGAAGGCGUCUAAUGCCUUGCAUUGCCAUGCCGAGGUCUCGUUUGGAGGUAGACAGGAUUCCAUCAAGGCGAAACAGAUCCAAUGUUUACCCUGGGACUGGGCUCCUGUUGUGAAUAUUUUGUGGCCCAAAGAAGAAGUCCAGUUCCCUAUUGCUAUCAGGAGAUAAGGAUGAUCAUCAUAUAACUCAGAGAGAAAUUUCAAACAUAAUCGGCAUUUCACAAGAACGUGUGGGUCACAUUAUUGCUUUGCUUGGCUAUCGGAAGAUCUGUGCACGAUGGGUUCCCAGGAUGAGAGAACAGUGAGACGCUGGUUGCGGAAACAGAGUGUCGACUUCUUCCGUGACAGCUUCAGAAAACUUGUUCAUCGUUGGCAGAAAUGUAUCCAAUUGUCUGGUGAUUGUGUGGAAAAGUGAAUAGUGGUAGU
Messenger RNA from Anolis sagrei ordinatus, 1479 nucleotides. It is a transcript of the gene NME6, whose product is annotated as NME/NM23 nucleoside diphosphate kinase 6. Lineage: Eukaryota; Metazoa; Chordata; Lepidosauria; Squamata; Anolidae. Gene Ontology annotation, cellular component: mitochondrion. The record is from RefSeq and is a predicted model, not a curated record. Gene Ontology annotation, biological process: CTP biosynthetic process; negative regulation of mitotic nuclear division; negative regulation of cell growth. Gene Ontology annotation, molecular function: nucleoside diphosphate kinase activity.